UAAAUUUAUUAAGUGGAAUUUUUUGUAUUGAUAUGCAUGAAACUCAUGAUUAAAAUUUUAUAAGUACCUUUUCUCACUUCAUAAUUUUCCAUGGAAUUUUAUUGAAAAUGUACGACUUAUUACAAUAUUUGCAAUUAAAUAUCGGCUCUCAAUUUAAUUUUAUCAGUAUCCGCAAGGGCGGCGCUAUUCAUGACUUUUAUGCCUAUGCAAAAAUUUUGCGCGUCUUGGUUUCCCGCCUCGUAUCACGGGUGAGACUAGUAACUUGGCGUCGAUAGCACAAUUUCGUCAACAUAAGAAUUUGAUUGCAUUUAGAGUUUGUUAACAGUGUUUUAUGUUAAACAGUUACACGAUACGUCGAUGCCGCAAACUAAAUAUCACAUUGUGCUCGAUUGAAAAAUUCAAUUUUUUCCGCCAUAUUAUGUACCUAUUAUGUACACGGAAGCUCAACUUUGAGCGCAGCGCGCCGGUUAUAAUUCGCCUGUACUUUUAAUUAAGUUUUUAUAUGCAUAAUGAUUGAUUGAUAGAUUUUUUCUAGUUAUCGAUAAUUACUCAAUGUUACAAAAGUCUUUAAAAACAAGUAAACAUUUUGCACUUUGAAAUAAAAAUGUUUAUAAUUCUUGACUAACCUACGCAGUUCAAAUUACUGCGUUUUAAUUUUACAACUCAAUUUUCGUUCAAAAGUAAUUAUAAUCAUAGCUAUUUACACCGACAACUACGAUCAUUUACGAUAAAAUGGAAGUUUAUAUAACGUCUAAACGCGAAGGAAAUGAAUUGGAAGUUACUGGUGUCUCCCGAAGUGGCAGGGUUUGUAAAAAAUCAUCUAAGCUUAUGGACUUUGAAUCUUCAAGUAAUAUAAUUGAAACAAAAGUUAAGAGGCCACGAUCUCAAACUGAUCAAAACAGAAAAAAAAAAAUUGAUCUACAAACUAAAGUUCGCCCUGACACUCCUGAAGUAACUCAAACUAUUCAUGUGGCUGAAAUUCAUCAACCACCAUCUUACAAAUUAACAAUAGCUUCUCCAAAUAGAAGUCCUCAAAUUUCUUCAUCAGCACAAAAAAAAAAGAAAAUUGAAUCAAGCUCGGAUUAUGAAACUCAAUCGCAAUCAACUUUGUCAGGAUCUGAAGAUGAAAAUGAUAAAAGUAUACAAUCUAAAAAAUCUGUUAGCAGUACCAUCAAAAUAGAUUCUUUAGAUUUGGAUAUUGAUGCUAUUGUAAGCGUUCCUAAAAAAACGCAACCGCCUAAAAAACUUGUGAAGACUCCUGCGCCUAUCAAAACUAUCACUAAAAUUAAAUGCAAACCAGUGUCACCACCUAAACAAAAAACUAGAUAUACUGCUUACAUGUUAUGGUCAAAAGAAACAAGGCAAAAAUUAUUACAAGAAUAUCCUAGUAUGGAUUUCACUGCAAUUUCUAAACGUCUUGGAGAACUUUGGGCUACUGUACCUAAUAGUGAAAAAUAUAAUUGGAGCAAUCGAGCAAAACGCCUAUCAGAAAAAAAUCAAAUCCUACCAACAAAAAAAUUUAUUUCCAAAACAACUCCUGUAAAGUCACCCUUAUCAAAUUCUUCAAAAAGAAAAAGUGAACAUACUCAGAUCUCUCCAUUAAAACAAAUACCUAUCAAUGAUAUUAUUAAAUCUAGAGAUGUAAUCAAAGAUCCUAUGAGAGAUGUGAAAAUCUUCAGAGCAAUUGAACUUGAACCAAUUGAUGUUGCAGCAUAUUUAAAGUUACUAGGGGAAAGCUUAACUGUGAUAGGAGAAAGAUUAAAAGAACAUAAUGGUCAAAUAACUGUAUCAGGCAGUCUUUCAGUUUUGCUAGAUUCUUUAUUAUGUGCUUUGGGUAGUUUAGUAUGUUUAACUCAGCAAGUCCCUGCGACUCGACGUGAAAAUAGUCUCUCUUUUACAAAAACAUUAGAGAAUAUAGCUUAUAUAAUGCCUGGAUUGUAAAUAAUUUUUUUCAAAGGAGUUUUGGAUUUAAUAGUAUUAUUGAAAAUAUUUAUUUUUAUGUGUAUCAAAUUGACAUAAGUACAUUUUUAUCUAGACAUCACUUUCUGUUGAUAUUAGUGUAGAAAAUAAGUUACAAGUUUAUUGUGCAAUAAUAAAUAAUGUAUAGAUUGAUUUUAAAUUAAAGAUUUGUGAUAAAA
Molecule: messenger RNA, 2138 nt
Organism: Trichogramma pretiosum
Lineage: Eukaryota; Metazoa; Arthropoda; Insecta; Hymenoptera; Trichogrammatidae
Product: HMG box-containing protein 4-like
Exons: 5
Coding region: 733-1941 (402 amino acids)
Source: RefSeq, a predicted model, not a curated record